AUGGACACCGUGGACCGUCAUCCCGCGGUGGAUCACUACGUGCGCACCGGCGACGCGCGGCAAAGCAAAAGGCCCUCGAUUUUUGACUUGAUGAACGGCCAAGAUGUCUUGGAAUUGCCGAAGGACGGGAAACGGAUAACCCGCAAGAUGAGUUGCAAAGUUUCGGUCGUGCAAAUGGAUCGGAAGGAGGAGACGAAGCAAAAAUCGAGGAAAUUCGGCUGGAUUGAAGGGGUGUUCUUGAGGUGAGGAAGAGAAGCCCACACUUGCUUUAGUUUUAGAUGUUGUGCAAGGGAUUUGCCUAGCUCGGAAGGGUCCACAGGGGUAGUUGGGCUUUUUCUUCCAACCCAUACUUGCUUCUGGCCUAAAAAUACGAAGAUUUUUAGGCCGGAAGUUAUCGAAAAAAUAGCAUUUUUUGGCAAUUUUAGCGUAGCGCAAAAUCUGAAGAAUGGCGCAUUAUUUAUUCGUUUUUAAAUCUAUGAGUCUGUCGGGGAAAUAAUGUAGAUUUUUGCAUUAAAAAGUCUAACUUUUUUCUUGUCAUAGCAGUAGCGCACGAAAUCCCCAGCCGCGGCUAGGCGUCGCCAAGCGAUGAUGGACGAUAUAGCAUCAAGACAAGACUAAUCCACAUUAUUUUCGCGACAGACUGACAUUUUACAAGGAAAGUACUUCUAUGGGGUGUGGAGUUACAGGUCGAGAUAUAUAUCAAAAAAUUCGCAAAAAUUUUCUGAUUCAGAAUAUAUAAAAAUUAGCUGCCUAAUUUUGGUCUGAUGACAUGUUUUUGUCCUCAGAAGUUUUCUCGCGACACCAUGCAAGUGUCUUUUUGACCGUGUUUUUACCAAUAAAAAAAUUUUGUUUUGUGCUAAAAUAAAUUCUGAGGCCUUGACAAGCCUUAAAAUAUCAAAUUGGAUUACAACUACACCUUAAAAGUAGUUCCAAUGUAAAAAAUGGGUUCUAGUAUGGCAAAAAGAACCGAACCCUCUCCCCUCGGAUUUCCAAUCUACCGCUCUAACCACUCGGCCACACCGCUCUCUUCCGAAGGAAGAGACCGAGCGCGCUUUUGUUGCCGCAGAUUUUUUUCCUCGAGAAAUACAUUUAUUGAUAAAACUCGUUUAUAGACCAAAAUUAGGCAGCUAAUUUUUAUAUAUUCUGAAUCAGAAAAUUUUUGCGAAUUUUUUGAUAUAUAUCUCGACCUGUAACUCCACACCCCAUAGAAGUACUUUCCUUGUUAGACCUAUCUUUUAGAUGCGUCCUCAAUAUUGUCGGCGUAAUCCUCUACAUCCGGCUCUCCUGGAUCACCGGACAAGCCGGAAUUCUUCUCGGCCAACUGACAAUCCUACUCGCGUCCACAGUCACCACGAUCACUGCGCUCUCGUUGUGCACCAUCUGCACGAAUGGCGAAGUGAAGGGGGGUGGUGCCUACUUUUUGGUAGGUAAAUACCCGUUUAUAGUAGCGUUGUACUAUGAAGAUUUCCAGGUCGUUGGGGCCCGAGUUCGGUGGACCCAUUGGGAUCAUUUUUUCGCUCGCCAAUUGUGUUGGAGCGGCGAUGUAUAUCGUGGGAUUCGCGGAGACCAUGAAGGACUUUUUGCGGAUCAAGGAUGUCACUUUUUUGGAUGGGGAUGUGAAUGAGAUCAGGGUGAUCGGAUUGGGUAAUGUCCGUAGUUUUUUUUCCAAAUUAGAAGCAAAACAACCUAACCAAGAGUUAUAUGUUCUCUUUGUGAUUGCAGUAGCGUGCACGGUGCUGAUUUGCAUUGUCCUGGUGGGGACAGGGUUUGAGAGCAAGCUUCAAAUGAUAUUGCUGACAAUCAUGACGGCCUCAAUCUUGGAUUACUUUGUUGGUACGUUCAUUCCGCCAUCCGAAGACCAACAGCGCAAAGGGAUCACUGGGUAUAGCUGUAAGUUUCUUAUUUUUGACAAGUCUUUUCGAGAUGAGUAUAGAAAUUUUACACGUUUCGUUCGAGGAGAGAAAACCGGGCGAAGAAUAUAAUCAGCGAAUGUAAAUCUCACAAAUAAUCUCGAGUUUUGAAACUUUUGCCCUUAAAAGUCUUGGUGACUCAUAGUCGGACUAUGAGUUAAUACUUGCACAUGGAAUGUGCCUAGGCCACAUACCAUAUCUCAAAAAUUCUAAUUAGAGCCCCACAGAGACAUCCCUGUACGAUGAGUUUUGCUGAAGAGAGAUUAUGAUUAAUACGGAGGUCGUUUAUAGAAAAAAGUUUUUUAAACAUACUUGCUAUUUUUGCCCUUAAAACAUUGAUAAACUGAGAAAAAAACGUCAUUUUUUUGAUAAAACAUCGAGAAUACCAGUCUGUCGGGAAAAUAAUGAGCACUCUGUCGCAUCAAAAGUCGCAUCGCCGCCAAGGAAAUUAAAUAUGUCGCGGCAAGACCAAAUUUCUUUCCAUUUCAUCGACGCGACUGGCGCAGCAGCACUGUGCUCAUUAUUUUCCUGACGAACUGAUACUCCUCUUGCUAUAAAAAUUUGCUUUUACCGAGUCCAUUUCCAGUUGCCACCUUCAGCGACAAUCUUCUUCCCGAAUAUCGCGAUGGUCACAGUUUUUUCUCCGUUUUCUCUAUCUACUUUCCGGCCGCGACCGGAAUUAUGGCUGGCGCCAAUAUUUCCGGCGACCUCAAGCGCCCAGAAAAAGCUCUGCCCUUGGGCACUUUGCUGGCGAUUGGAUUCACAACCGUCCUCUACUCCAUCGUAGUCCUUGCUGUUGGAUUUACGGUGGUCAGAGAUGCUGAUGGACUUAUGAUUCCGGCAAUUUUAAACACUAUUGUUGCCAGCAACGACUCUGAUUGGUCGACCUUUAGCCUCAGCUUUGCCUCGAGGCAAACGCCAAGCUGCAGUGUGAAUAACACUUGUGAAUACGGGACGCUGAACUAUUUCCAAAUCUUGGAGUUGAACAGUUUUUGGGGCCCACUAAUAACAGCUGGAAUUAUUGCGUCAUCGUUGAGUUCCGCGUUGUUAUCGCUGGUAGGUUGUUUUGAUAGUUUUUUGGGGUUUUUUAUCGUGUGCCUUGGGCAAUUUGUUGCGUGAACUUCAUAGAGUAUGUAAGUUAAAAUCUUGAGAAGAUUUUUUUGCGAAGCUUCCAUAGCCAGCAGCAGUUUUAUUCGAAAAAUACAAUGAAAUCUCUGCACAGCAAAUUUUAAAGGACCGAAAAAGAUACACUCCGUUAGGAAAGUAUAUGUUCCUACCCCAUGGAAAGUGUCAAUAUCUAAGGUUUGGUAAGAGAUAUCGAAAAACUGCUAAUGCCAUUUGAAAGAGCAUAUCGAAAAACCUUUUACCGCAUGAAUUUGUUGUAUUAGAAGGGUUUUGUUGCACCAAGCUUCAUUUCGGUCGGGCCGCAAAAAUUUCUUGUUUUACAAGACCGCUUGUUGUUUGGGAGCUCUUGUUCAGAGCUUCUACUGUAAUAUUAUAUCUAGAGACCGACUAUGAGUCUGUCGGGAAAAUAAUGAGCUAUAUUGUUUACGUCGCUGCGCCAAGCAAGUCGCUGAAAUGAAAGGCAAUUUGGUUUUGCCGCGACACUUUACAUUUUCCAGCCUGCGUUGCGAUUUUCGAUGCGAUAGAGUGCUCAUUAUUUUCCCGACAGACUGAUAACUUGUUCUUUACAUAGCAAUCUCUCAACACUUUCAAAAUUUGUGCUCCUUGCGCACCAUUUUAUCUCUCUGUCGCGAAAAUAAUGUGGGUUUGUCGCAGAGAAAGGCCUGGCGUCGUCGCUGUCACACUCCCCAUCCUGGGCUUGCUUUCGCGAAACGAUCAUGGGAAAUUCCAAGGCGCUACGAAUCCUCAUUAUUUUCCCGAAAGACCGCAAAUUUUUUUACUGUAUUUUUUUUUAUUACAACGUUUCCAGGUGAGCUCCGCAAAAAUUUUCCAAGCCGUAUGUCAAGACCGGAUCUUCCCAUAUAUCAACAAGUUCGGACAGGGUUCAGAACGCGACGGCGAGCCGAGAAAAAUCUACAUUCUGGUGUACAUCAUCUCCAUGUUGGUCAUCCUUAUUGGUGACUUGGACUUGAUCGCCCCAAUCAUCUCCAACUUCUUUCUUGGGUCCUAUGUGCUGGUCAAUUACGCUUGUUUCGACAAUUCUUUGGCCCAGUCGCCGGGUAAGUUGGUAAAAAUUAAGAUGUUGAACCGAUAGAGUAUGCAGUGAGGGACCUGAUCCAGUGGCAAAAAACGUAUCAUUUCCCAUCCGGGAUGUAUCAAAAAUGUGGCAAAAUACCUCCCUUUCCAAGUGAAAAAACUCCGAUUUCAACAGCGCGCCUUUCAAAACGAAAUUUUUUCACUUGGAAGGGAGGCAUUUUGCCACAUUUUUGAUCCUUCCCGGAUGCAAAAUGGCACGCUUUUUGCGAUUGGAUCAGGUCCCCCACUGUAUAUGUGAGCAUAUACAUCUUUUUCAGGGUUCCGCCCUGGCUUCAAAUAUUACAAUAAGUGGGUGUCACUGGCGGGCUCCAUCUUGUGUGUCACGGUGAUGUUCAUCAUCUCAUGGCUUACCGCGCUGGUCACGUUCCUCUUCUUUGGCGUUAUAUUCGUGUAUAUCAGAAAGAGGAAGCCUGGUAGGUCGGCCGCGCAAAGAUCUGUGCCAAGAAAAGUGUAAAAAUGCGGUCGAUAAAAGUGUCAGUUGUCGGGAAAAUAAUGAGCACAAUGUUGCUGCGCCGAUUGUGUAAAAUAAAAGACAAUUUGAAUUGGUCGCAAACACAAUUCAUUUCCUCGGCGGCGAUGCGAUUUUCGAUCCAACAGGUGCUCAUUAUUUUCCCAACAGACUGACAUAAAAUCAAAAAAGUGUAAAAUACGCCGGAUUCUCCAUUAAAUUUGUUUUUCAGACGUCAACUGGGGCUCCUCCCCGCAAGCCCAUUGCUACCGCAACGCCCUCACGGGCCUAACCAAGCUGGAAUCGAUGGAAGAGCAUGUGAAAAACUACCGGCCCCAGAUCAUGGUGAUGACCGGGAAUCCGAUGGAACGAACGUUUCUGGUCGACUUUGUCGGCAGCAUUACGAGAGACAAGUCUCUGAUGCUGUGCGCAAAUGUCAUAACGGUAAGAGGGUAUGAGAAAUUGAGCAAAACUGGUUCGAAUAAAGAGCAUAAUUUUACGAGAAAGAUUUUAGGCUCUUAUCAAUUUGUCGGGAAAAUAAUGAGCACUCUGCCACAGAGAAAAUCUCAUCACCGCCGAGAAAAUUAAAUUUAUGGAGCUUUAUGUUCUCUAAUCAUAAUUUUUCUAUAGAAAAUCAGCGAUGAUGCAAACCAGUACCAACUCUUGGAGAACCUCAAUAGCUGCUACGAACGCUGGCUGAGGGAUCGCAAAGUGAAGGCUUUCAUGGCGACCACAAUCAACGAUUCUAUCCCGGGUGGGGCCAGGCAGCUGAUCCAAACCGCCGGCUUGGGAAAAAUGAAGCCAAAUGUGCUGCUUUUGGGCUUCAAAGAGGAUUGGAUAAGCGAGGGGAGGAAAAAGUUGGAUGAGAUGAAAAACUACUUUGAGAUCAUACAGUGAGUCUUGCAUGAAGAGGGCUUCUAGGCCCUGUUUUGGAGCGUUAAUUUGUAUGAAGAUGAAGGGGCUUUUCUCCAACAAACGUUGACAGUAGACCGAAGAUACAGUGGCGUUGCACGUCACAGUCUCCACUGACACGUGCGACGCUCAGCGUUUCUUAAAAAUUUGCCCAAACUUCUAGCAUAGGCCGCAUAUCAAUCACUGAAAAGUUUUGCUCUCGUUUUCCAGGGAAAGCCGAGAUAUUCAACUAGUUUUGUGGCCAAGCGAGUGGACAAAAUCACACACAUGUCCUAGACAAAAUUUUAUCUUAAUUUUUGCCAAUUAUCAUCAAGAUCUGAGCGUUGCACUUGAGGUAUAUCCCCAGUAAACAUAUCUAUUUAUAGUGACGGACCUGAUCCAGUGGCAAAAAACGUACCGUUUUGCAUCCGCGAAGCAUCAAAAAUGUGACAAAAUGCUUCCCUCUCCAAGUGAAAAAACUUCGUUUUGAAAGGCGCCUUUUCGUCACAAAAAGAGCGGCCUUUUUAAAAUCGGUGUUUUUUUCACUUGGAGAGGGAGGCAUUUUGCCACAUUUUCGAUACUUCUCGGAUGCAAAAUGGUAACUUUUUUGCCAUUGGAUCAUGUCCGUCACUCUGAAUCUUUUUAGAGACGCGUUUGACGCCAAAAUGGGAGUCAUGAUCCUGCGGCAAAACAAAAACAACGCCAUGGACUCGUUUUACCUUGAUCAACCAGAGACAGAGGAGCCAGUGGAGCUGAAAACCCCUACCAUUCUCCAAACGAUGACACAGAGUUUCAAGAGCCGAGUCAAGAAAGGCACAAUUGAUGUGUGGUGGCUGUACGAUGACGGUGGACUGUCAUUACUAAUUCCUCACUUACUAACGGAUAGCAAAUCUUAUUUGGAGGGGGCGAAACUAAGACUGUUUACCAUCUCCCAUGAGAGCCAAGUGACGCAAGCGCAGAGGGAUAUGAUUGUGUUGAUGAAAAAGUUUCGGCUCAAAUUCAAGGACAUCAUUGUGCUGUCGGAUGUGGGAACAAAGCUGAUGGGAACUACGUAAGAAAAGCAGUAAAAGGCAACGUAAUUUUUGUCAGUCUGUCGGGAAAAUAAUAAGCAUAGUGUCGCUGGCGGAACAGUUUAUUUUUUCGGAGGCGACGCGAUUUUCGAUGCGACACUAUGCUAAUUAUUUUCCCGACAGACUGAUACUUCAUCCCUCUCAUUGGUGUGUCGGGAAAAUUGUGUGGGUUUGUCGCCGCAAAGUGUCUCGCUUCUUCGCAGUUGCGCACCAAAUCUCCUGCCGCGGCUAGCCCAAAAAGAUGAUGGGCGAUUUCCAAAAAAUGGCGACAAAACAACAUUAUUUUCCCGACAAGCUGGUAUCAAAAGCAUUGAUUUUUUUGAAAAGUGUUGCCAAAUUUUAUGCAGUCUUUUUUCUGUGCGGGCGACUUCACUGGGAAAAAGUUCCUUAUUCUGGCCACAACAAAGGCACUUUGCGAACUGCGCCAAGCUUGUGAACCAAAGUCAGGAGAAAAGGCUUCGACCUAACUGGCACUGAAUUACUGUAAUAGCUCUAUAGUCUUAAGGGUACCUACGAAGGCGAUGACGACUCAUUUAGUUCUAUACGGAGGCAAUAUGUUUAGUUCCGGACAUGUUUCACCGUAUAAAGUGUAAAAUCGCAGGCUGCAGUCGUUUUUGAAGGGUAAGUUGGUACGUGAAAAAAAGGUACAAUUACUAACUAAAUCCAGUGUCCGGGCAUUGACAACGAUGAAUUGAGCCUGCACGCUAAAUUUGGGCUAAUUCUGACCAGUUUCUGCAAAGUUAUAAGUUGUGGCCAGAAUAAGGAACUCCUCUGAAAAGGAGUAAAGCAAGAAGCAACAGAGCUCUGUUGCUUUUUUAACCAUAUAUCACUGUUAUUCAUUGCGUCUGUUUUGCAGUCUCCACGACUACAACGUCGAGAUCAAAGAGUUCCGAGGCGAGGAACCCGGCCUCAUCUCACAAAUGGAAUGGACCUGUCAUGAAGCGAAGACCAUGAAGAAUUUGAGGAUCUCCGAGCUGCUACAAGAGCACUCCAAGUCCGCUGAUCUGGUCGUACUGUAAGCAUUCAUGUUGCUUACAAAACAUGCAUCCAACGACGCCCUUUUUUCAGAUCAAUGCCAGUCCCUCGCAAACACAUGUCCUAUGCGUUGUAUUUGUCGUGGUUGCAUCAACUGACAAAGAAUCUUCCGCCAACGGUGUUGAUCCGAGGGAAUCAAGAGUCCGUCCUAACGUUCUACACGUAA
This is a messenger RNA of Bursaphelenchus xylophilus (pine wood nematode), 7740 nucleotides long. Lineage: Eukaryota; Metazoa; Nematoda; Chromadorea; Rhabditida; Aphelenchoididae. The record is from the annotation of a GenBank genome assembly.